UUUAGCUGCUGCGAUCGGCCCCUCGCUCCAGUCUCGGGGGUCUGGAGGGACAGAGGAACAGCAGGAGGAUGAAGGGAGCUAACGUGGAGGAAAACGAGGGAAAGCUGGACAGACAGAUGGCUGGAAGCAUUUAAAGGGGAUUUUCCUUAUUUGUUCCUGAAGUGAAUGGGGUGGAGACUGAGGUGCACAGAAGAACGGCAUGGACUCUGUUGAUCCACUGGAGCAGGAGAGACUCAUCUUCAUCAUCACGCUGCCCCUGUCCUCCGUCAUCAUCUUGGCCAACCUCGUCAUCAUCGUGGGAAUUUCCUGCAACCGCCAGCUCCACAACACCCCCAACUACUUCUUCUUGAGCCUGCUUGUGGCAGACCUUUGUACAGGCAUCGCCUUGCCAUUCAUCCCUUGGAUGGGCCUCACCCGUUUGUUGAACUUUGAAGCCUGUCUGUUCAUGCACAUCUUCCCAAACUUCCUCUUCCUGUCCUUCCUCUUCAACCUGGUCAUGGUGCACUAUGAGCGCUACCUUUGCAUCAUCAGCCCACUGCACUACAGUCAGUUUUGGGUGCACCGAUGCUUCCCGGCCGCCUUGCUGGCUGUCUGGAUGCCUCCGUUGCUCUUUGCUUCCCUUCCUGCCUUUGGCUGGAACAACUGGAACAACUGGAGCAGUGAGAGCUACCAUAACUUGUCUUCGGACACCAAUGUCUCAUCCAUUAGAGAUGGAAGUAGUAACUGUUCCUCUGGCACGUGUCAGGAAGAAAAACAUUGCUUCUACAAACAGGUAUUUCCAAGAGCCUAUAUCUACAUGGAGGUAUAUGGGCUACUUAUUCCAGCAAUCAUGUGCAUCAUAGGGAUGACCGGUCGUGUGCUGUGGAUCACAAGGAAGCAGCUGCAGGACAUCUGCAAGCUCCACCGUGCAGUGGAGCGUCAGGAAGCUUCAGGCCAUGAGCAGCAGCUCAACGUACGGUAUGCUAAAUGCGUAGCUGCUGUCUCCCUCACUUUCCUCCUCUGCUGGGUGCCAUACAUCGUGUACCUCCAUGUGUCCGUGGCACUUUUUCAAUUCAAGAAUGACAACAACUCAUCCCUAAACAUCAUCCUGUCCUGUACAGGGAUUGGCAGUAUGGCCGUUAUUCCAGUCAUACUGGGCCUGGCCAACCGGCAGUACACUGAGCCAAUAAGGAAGCUGCUAAGGAAGCUGAGGGAUCGCUGGACUGAUGGAAGAAACCUGGAAGAGGCUACUCCAUGAAAACCAGGGGGUAUUUCACAGCUCAGAUUUCCGCAGCUUGAUAGAAAUUUUGCCAAAAGUCAAGUUUGACAAAUAGGAUAAGAGACAGGGGACAUUCCUGCCAGACAACUUCAGCUAAAGUUUUUUAGCUUACUGAGAAAGCCUGCACUGUGAAAUACCCCGAGGGCUUGUAUUUAUCAAAGCUUUUUAGUGGCAAGGCACCUUCACUGCCUGUCAGACGUUUGGGAACACCUUGACGUCUUCUGAAAUUUUGAACUACUGUUUGAUUUCCACUGUUUUCAUUAAUGUAAAGCAGCUAUUUGGUAAUCCUUUGGGUAUAUUUAGCUUCAACAUUUCAUGUUCAUGGCAUCAACCUUGGACUGAAGAAAAUCAUUUGCCUAAAUAAUUGUUUAAUAAUUUUUUAAAAGCACAUUGAAAACUCUUUUGGCCCAAAAAAGCUUUAAACACCUGAAAGGUUUGUGUUGAUGUAUGCUUAAAGCAUAACAAGGGGACAAAUUGCAUGGCUUUAGUCAAUAAUUCAAAGAAGACUAUUCUCGGUUAUUUUUUCAGUUUCUUGCAAAAAAAAAAAACCCUUCUACAUAGGAGACAAUCCAACCUGGUUGAGUUAUAUUUAAAUUAUUAGAGUGAGCAAUGGAAGCCUGGACUCACUGACGGCUCCUGGCCAUUUUAAGGGGUGAAAAAAAAGAAGUGUCCUCAAAAUUGUUGAAAACUGAGAUAGUACUUUUACUCUGAGAGGGUUAAUUAAAAAAAGGCUCAAACAGAUUUGGAUACAGACUUCAUAAUGUACAGAUGCAGAUCCACUUACUUAAGUAGAAUUUGGCCUUUCUUUAAUGGCUUCAUACUGUAUAUAUAAAAUUAUCAAUAAAACAAAGUCAUUGGAUCCAGCGCACACAUGUGAUGAAAAUUGUUGUCAUUUACUUGUUUUGGACAAAUUGCCAUGUUUAACAAAAGUAUUAACCAUGCAUGCACAUAUACUAGGAUUUAAAUAAAGGCAUGGUACUAUG
Molecule: messenger RNA, 2241 nt
Organism: Pygocentrus nattereri (red-bellied piranha)
Lineage: Eukaryota; Metazoa; Chordata; Actinopteri; Characiformes; Serrasalmidae
Gene: gpbar1
Product: G protein-coupled bile acid receptor 1
Exons: 2
Coding region: 200-1237 (345 amino acids)
Biological process (GO): G protein-coupled receptor signaling pathway
Cellular component (GO): membrane
Molecular function (GO): G protein-coupled bile acid receptor activity
Source: RefSeq, a predicted model, not a curated record